Messenger RNA from Dipodomys ordii (Ord's kangaroo rat), 1636 nucleotides. It is a transcript of the gene Rell2, whose product is annotated as RELT-like 2. The record is from RefSeq and is a predicted model, not a curated record. The coding region runs from base 310 to 1212 and encodes 300 amino acids. Lineage: Eukaryota; Metazoa; Chordata; Mammalia; Rodentia; Heteromyidae. The transcript has 8 exons. Gene Ontology annotation, biological process: positive regulation of p38MAPK cascade; positive regulation of cell-substrate adhesion.
CCCAGGACCGCAGUGGUCCGGAGGCUCCCUCGGCUCCCAAUCAGUCCUCCUCCUCCGCCAUCCUUCCCUCCCCCCGCCUGCCGCGGCACGGGUAUCCGCAGCCACAAGCUCGGAGCCGGUGAGGCUGCGAAGAAGCGGGGAGGGGGAGGAAUCAAGGGAUGAGCGCCGGGAGGGCGUCGGGGGCCCUGAGCCGGACUAGGACGCCCCUGGAACGGGAACCCGAGCCGGAGCCGGAGCCAGAACCAGAUCAUCGCUGCAGCCCCCUAAACCCAGGAAGCGCCCUGGCCCGCGCUCGCCCCCCAGGGCCUCAUGUCGGAACCACAGCCUGACCUGGAGCCGCCCCAACAUGGGCUGUACAUGCUCUUCCUGCUUGUGCUGGUCUUCUUCCUCAUGGGCCUUGUAGGCUUCAUGAUCUGCCACGUGCUAAAGAAGAAAGGCUACCGCUGUCGCACGUCCAGGGGCUCAGAGCCUGACGACGCCCAGCUCCAGCUCCCUGAGGACGAUGACGUGAAUGAGGACACGGUAGAGAGGAUUGUUCGCUGCAUCAUCCAAAAUGAAGCCAAUGCUGAGGCCUUGAAGGAGAUGCUGGGGGACAGUGAAGGAGAAGGGACAGUACAGCUGUCCAGCGUGGAUGCCACCUCCAGCCUGCAGGAUGGAGCUCCCUCCCAUCAUCACACCGUGCAUCUGGGCUCAUCAGCCCCUUGCAUCCAUUGCAGCCGUGGCAAGAGGCCCCCACUUGUCCGACAGGGACGCUCUAAGGAAGGAAAAAGCCGCCCCCGGACUGGGGAGACCACUGUGUUCUCAGUGGGAAGAUUCCGAGUGACACACAUUGAGAAGCGUUAUGGGCUACAUGAGCAUCGUGAUGGUUCCCCCACGGACAGAAGCUGGGGCUCUGGUGGGGGGCAGGAUCCAGGGGGUGGUCAAGGGUCUGGAGGGCAAUCCAGGACAGAGCUGCCUGCUGUUGAGAGGCUGCCCCCUGAGGAGCCCCAGGAUCUAGCCAGUCCCCUGGUGCAGAAUGGAGGACUCAGGGAUACCAACCCAGUCCCUUCUGCACUUGAGGGGAACCCUGGAGCCUCUGCAGAACCAACACCAGGGGCCAGAGGGAGGGGCCCAAUCUCAGGGAUGCCUAGUCAAGAAGCAAAUGGAGAGCCAAGCAAACUGGACACCUCAGAUCUGCAGGUGUCUCCACCACAGGGACCAGGGGGCUUGUGAGCCUCAUUCUUCAUUGUGCUGAUGGACUGACUACCAACUGGCAGGACCAGGGGGUGGAUGGUCAUGAAGACCCUCCCCUCCACCGGGCAGCAAUGCCCCUCCAUUGAGGGACCAGCUCUACUUCUACCUGGAGUUGCAUGGUCUCAGGCUGAGGAACCUCAGAAAUCCCCCCUUCCCAUCCCCAUACUCUUGCCCCUCAGUCUCAUACCCCUUUUCAACCUGACAACAGAAUGCCUGGCCUGUCUCUUCUCCAAUGCCUCACUCCACAUGCUAGAGAGUGGCAACUGGGACCAGGCCCUUGCCCUUGGUGGGCCCCUAAAGCAAUAGCACCUUAGGCUCCCUGCCCUGUUGGCACUAGAGUCUCAAGACCUGGCUUGGACUUCUUGCCCUUUAUUCACUGUCAAUAAAUCCGCUCAAACCAUUA